Molecule: messenger RNA, 3631 nt
Organism: Hyla sarda
Lineage: Eukaryota; Metazoa; Chordata; Amphibia; Anura; Hylidae
Product: zinc finger protein 585A-like
Exons: 3
Coding region: 267-3503 (1078 amino acids)
Biological process (GO): regulation of transcription by RNA polymerase II
Molecular function (GO): DNA-binding transcription factor activity; RNA polymerase II cis-regulatory region sequence-specific DNA binding
Source: RefSeq, a predicted model, not a curated record
GUCAGGACGUGGCGGUCUAUUUCUCCAUGGAGGAGUGGGAGUAUGUAGAAGGACACAAGGAUCAGUACAAGGAUCAGGUCAUGAUGGAGGAUCAGCAGCCCCUCACAUCACCAGGUAAUAGACAUGACUAUAUACACACGUCCUCUCAUUAUUUGUAUGUAAAGAAUGAAUUCAGUCUCUGUAUGUGUUCCCUACAGUCAGAUCCAGUAAGAGAACAGCACCAGAGAGGUGUCCCCGUCCUCUUCUUCCACAGGAUGAUCAGGUAGAUGGAGAUAUUCCCUAUGAUCUGUAGAAGGGCUGUGAAGCUCUUGUGGUCAGUCCCCUCACCCUCCAUGACUCCUCAUCUCCUGCUCAUCUAUAACAUCCCACGUGACUUCUACUGUCUGAUGACUUUCACAAUAUUUCUUUCACAUCUUAUUAAUCAGGGAGAAGAUCCGAACAAUAUUAAUGCUCCAAAGACAGAUGUGAGUGGUGAUGAGCAGUAUAUGGAGGACAUUCCUACAGGGAAAGAUAUGAUCUAUAUUAAUGCUGCAGACAUAAAGGAAGAAGAAGAGACAGAUGUGAGCGGUGAUGAGCAGUAUAAGGAGAACAUUCAUACAGGGAAAGAUAUGAUCUAUAUUAAUGCUGCAGACAUAAAGGAAGAAAAAGAGACAGAUGUUAGCGGUGAUGAGCAGUAUAAGGAGGACAUUCCUACAGGGAAAGAUAUGAUCUAUAUUAAUGCUACAGACAUAAAGGAAGAAGAAGAGACAGAUGUUAGCGGUGAUGAGCAGUAUAAGGAGGACAAUCAUACAGGGAAUGAUCUGAUCUGUAGUAAUACAACAGACUUAAGGAAAGAAGAAGAGACAGAUGUGAGCAGUGAUGAGCAGUAUAAGGAGGACAUUCCUACAGGUAAUCAACCAGAUUCUUGUACCAGGAGAUCAGAGGAGAAUCUUAUAUCUUCAGAUUAUAAAGCAGAUGAUGAUAUCACACAAGAUACAUAUGAAGAACAUUCCAUUAUCCCAGAUACACCCUCAGCCCUUCACAGCCAAGAUCUCUCAUCUCAUCCUUAUAUACAGGUCCUGUCUUCUCAGUCAUCACAGGAUGUUCAGCAAAAUAAAAGAGAUCAUACAGGAAAGAAACCAUAUUCAUGCUCAGAAGAUGGGAAAUGUUUUACUUUUAAAUCAGGUAUUGUUACACAUCAGAGAUAUCACACAGAAGAGAAGCCAUUUUCAUGUUCAGAAUGUGGAAAAUGUUUUGAUAAGAAAUCACAUCUUGUUCAACAUCACAGAACUCACACAGGAGAGAAGCCAUUUUUAUGUUCGGAAUGUGGGAAAUGUUUUACUCAGCAAUCACAUCUUGUUACGCAUCAGCGAUAUCACACAGGAGAGAAGCCAUUUUCAUGUUCAGAAUGUGGAAAAUGUUUUAUUAAUAAAUCAGAUCUUGUAGUACAUCACAGAACUCACACAAGAAAGAAGCCCUUUUCAUGUUCAGAAUGUGGAAAAUGUUUUACUACGAAAUCAAAUCUUGUUGGACAUCACAGAACUCACACAGGGGAGAAGCCAUUUUCAUGUUCAGAAUGUGGAAAAUGUUUUACUAAGAAAUCACAUCUUUUUGAACAUCACAGAACUCACACAGGGGAGAAGCCAUUUUCAUGUCCAGAAUGUGGGAAUUGUUUUGCUAAGAAAUCAGCUCUUGUUAGGCAUCAAAGAACUCACAAAGGCAAGAAGCCAUUUUUAUGUACAGAAUGUGGAAAAUGUUUUACUAAGAAAUCACAUCUUGUAGUACAUCACAGAACUCACACAAGAAAGAAGCCAUUUUCAUGUUCAGAAUGUGGAAAAUGUUUUACUAAGAAAUCAAAUCUUGUUGAACAUCACAUAACUCACACUGAGAAGCCAUUUUCAUGUCCAGAAUGUGGGAAAUGUUUUGCUAAAAAAUCAGAUCUUGGUAGACAUCAAAGAACUUGCAAAGACAAGAAGCCAUUUUCAUGUUCAGAAUGUGGAAAAUGUUUUAAUAAGAAAUCACAUCUUGUUGAACAUCACAGAACUCACACAGGGGAGAAGCCAUUUUUAUGUUCAGAAUGUGGGAAAUGUUUUACUCAGCAACCACAUCUUGUUAGGCAUCACAGAACUCACACAGGGGAGAAGCCAUUUUCAUGUCCAGAAUGUGGGAAAUGUUUUGCUAAGAAAUCAGAUCUUGUUAGGCAUCAAAGAACUCACAAAGGCAAGAAUCCAUUUUCAUCACAGAUUAUUAACCUCUUAACCAGGAGAUCAGAGGAGAAUGUUAUAUCUUCAGAUUAUAAAGCAGAUGAUGAUAUCACACAAGAUACAUAUGAAGAACAUUCCAUUAUCCCAGAUACACCCUCAGCCCUUCACAGCCAAGAUCUGUCAUCUCAUCCUUAUAUACAGGUCCUGUCUUCUCAGUCAUCACAGGAUGUUCAGCAAAAUAAAGGUCACAGAAGGGGUGUUGGACAUCAACGAGCUCAUACAGGAAAGAAACCAUAUUCAUGCUCAGAAUGUGGGAAAUGUUUUCCUUAUAAAUCACGUCUUGUUGUACAUCAAAGAAAUCACACAGGAGAGAAGCCAUUUUCAUGUUCAGUAUGUGGGAAAUGUUUUACUCAGAAAUCAGAACUUGUUGUACAUCAAAUAACUCACACAGGGGAUAAGCCAUAUUCAUGCUCAGAAUGUGGGAAAUGUUUUACCAAGAAAUUUAAUCUUAUUCAACAUCAAAUAACUCACACAGGAGAGAAGCCAUUUUCAUGCUCAGAAUGUGGGAAAUGUUUUACUUUUAAAUCAAGUCUUGUUGUACAUCAGAGAACUCACACAGGAGAGAAGCCAUUUACAUGUUCAGAAUGUGGGAAAUGUUUUACUCGGUCAUCACAUCUUAUUGAACAUCAAAGAACUCACACAGAAGAGAAGCCAUUUUCAUGUUCAGAAUGUGGGAAAUGUUUUACUCAGCAAUCAAGUCUUAUUCAACAUAAAAAAACUCACACAGAGGAGAAGCCUUUUUCAUGUUCUGAAUGUGGGAAAUGUUUUACUCAGCAAUCAAGUCUUAUUCGACAUCAAAAAGCUCACACAGAAGAGAUGCCAUUUUCAUGUUCUGAAUGUGGGAAAUAUUUUACUUUUAAAUCAAGUCUGGUUGUACAUCAAAGAACUCACACAGGAGAGAAGCCAAUUUCAUGCUCAGAAUGUGGGAAAUGUUUUACUUUUAAAUCAAGUCUUGUUGUACAUCAGAGAACUCACACAGGAGAGAAGCCAUUUUCAUGUUCAGAAUGUGGGAAAUGUUUUACUCAGUCAUCACAUCUUAUUGAACAUCAAAGAACUCACACAGAAGAGAAGCCAUUCUCAUGUUCAGAAUGUGGGAAAUGUUUUACUAAGAAAUCCUAUCUUAUUCAACAUCAAAGAACUCACACAGGAGGCAAGCCGUUUUCAUGUUUAGAAUGUGGGAAAUGUUUUGCUCAGAAAUCAACUCUUCUUCAGCAUCAAAGAACUCACACAGGGGAGAAGUCAACUCAGAUCAAUAAAUGAUGCAGAUAUCACAUCUAUAUAUUAUCCAUGUACAUCGAUUAUCUGACAUUUAUACAUAUAUCAUAUACUGCAUCUCCAAACUUGUUACCAAUUGUUAAUAAAAGUUUUAUUUCUUAUAUGAUUUAUUA